Tribolium madens (black flour beetle) is the source of this 1073-nucleotide messenger RNA. It is a transcript of the gene Nse4, whose product is annotated as non-structural maintenance of chromosomes element 4 homolog A. Gene Ontology annotation, biological process: DNA repair. Lineage: Eukaryota; Metazoa; Arthropoda; Insecta; Coleoptera; Tenebrionidae. The record is from RefSeq and is a predicted model, not a curated record. Bases 119 to 1033 code for a protein of 304 amino acids. The transcript has 5 exons. Gene Ontology annotation, cellular component: Smc5-Smc6 complex; nucleus.
AAACAAAUAUCCCUAGUAAAUAUACAAAGUGUUUCUAACCUCACAAGUUUUUCAAGUAAGAAAUUUUUUCCAAAGAGGGAAAGAUUUUUACAAUUCAAAAAGAUCUAGUACAGUCGUAAUGGAAUGCGAAGAUUCUGAUCAAACUAAUAAUAACUCCAUGGAGUUAGAAAAUACUCAACAACGAAAACUGUUCUAUCGUCAAUUACUGAAUCUUGUUGAAACAAUACAUGAGAAGGAGGAGUUGGGUUUGGAAACAGUUAGAGAAAUUGGUCACAUAAUUAAACAACUUACUAUAAUAGAGUCAGAACAUAACAUAAAUGACCGAUACCAAUAUCCAGAAGAGAUUUUUUGGGACUCCAAAGUACUGUCAUCAGCUAGUGGAAUUUUAAAGAAAUGUCUGGAAUCAGUUGAUGUUAAUGUUUUAACGUACGUGCCUUCAGAAUUUGCCGAAAAAAUUGCCACAUUUUGUAAUCCAGAUGGUGACUUUGAUGCUCAAGACCUACUUAAAUUGCUUCCUGAUGUUCAACAAAUAAUUCGACAAGUUCCUGAAUAUAAUUUUGUUUAUGGAACUUACGACAUGCAGAAUUUACCAAAACCAAAAGAGAGAAAGCAAAGACAAAAGAGAGAAAAAGAAAAUUUUCAGAAAAAAGAGCCAGAGAAGGUCACAAAUGUUGAAAAAGAAGAACAAGGGAUUGACGAAAUUGUAAAAAUGUUAUACGAUGUUUUAACUGAAUGUUAUGAGAGAAAUCACGAACGGCCAGUUAAAUAUUAUGAUUAUGUGGUAGAUACUAGUAGUUUUUCAACCACAGUUGAAAAUAUGUUUUAUUGUUCGUUUUUGAUUAGAGAUGGACGAGCCCAUAUGGACUUAGAUAGCAAGGGCGAGCCUUACAUAAAACCUAUGAAAAAAAGACAAUUGAAACAAUUUCGUGACAAUGGUGGCAUCAACUCGCAAAUUAUAUCGGCCAUCACUCUUCCAGAGUGGGAGAUGUUUAACAAAGAAGGGUAUAUUCAAAAAUACAAAGCUCAGAAGUGAUUGAUUUAAUUUUUAAUAAAAUAAAUAUUUUUAGACAGUA